CAUCGACAUCCUCAAGACUAGACUAACAUUCAACCGGUCAAUCUCUAGCAAUGGCCCAACGUGUCACUCUCAGGAAACGCCAGCCCUACAACACCACUUCCAAUCGCAGACGUGUGGUCAAGACACCCGGAGGAAAGCUUGUCUACCACCAUCUCAAAAAACUCGCAACCGCACCCAAGUGCGGUGACUGUGGUGUUGGCCUCCCUGGUAUCCCCGCCCUCCGCCCACGUCAAUACGCCACCAUCUCCAAGCGUCAGAAGACCGUGCAGCGUGCGUAUGGCGGUUCGAGGUGCGGGUCUUGCGUCAAGUCACGCAUUCUGAGGGCGUUCCUAGUCGAAGAGGCAAAGAUCGUGAAGAAGGUGAUCAAGUCGCAACAGAAGACCGCCACUGCACGGAAGUAGAUAUCUUGGUUAGGGCCCGAUUAUGAUGCUUUUUUACGUCCAUGCGCAUGUAUUCCGACACUCAAAACAAUGACUGAGGAGGUCAAUAUGCCACUCGG
Messenger RNA from Laccaria bicolor S238N-H82, 499 nucleotides. RefSeq names its product 60S ribosomal protein L34. Gene Ontology annotation, molecular function: structural constituent of ribosome. The transcript has 5 exons. Gene Ontology annotation, biological process: translation. NCBI's taxonomy places the organism in Eukaryota, Fungi, Basidiomycota, Agaricomycetes, Agaricales, Hydnangiaceae. The coding region runs from base 51 to 401 and encodes 116 amino acids. Gene Ontology annotation, cellular component: ribosome. The record is from RefSeq and is a predicted model, not a curated record.